GUAGAUAAACUGGUUUUACGGGUAGCAGCCAACACUUCAUGACUUGAAGCUUUGUGUGCUACACCCGGCAGAGCUUGUUGGCGGAAUAAUGUCGGAUGGAAACGUUGAAGGAUAAUUUCUGACAGUUAACAGGGGUGGUUAGCUUUUUCGGGGCUAUUUUGUCUAUUUUCUCUGUCUAUUUUGUUGUUUCACAUCGGGUGAUAAUGGUACGCUGUAACAUCGGGAUAUACAUCGAACCUGUGGUCCUCUGUGCCCAGGUUGCCAGUUCAUUUUAUGACACUGGUCUGCAGUCGGUCGUUAAAGAACGAUACGAAAAUAACUCGCUUUUCACCGACUCUGACAGUCAGCAGAAGGCUAUUUCAAACUUCUACAUGGUCUAUACCAUGUUGGGAAAAUUCAUCCCUAUCUUACCCGCUAUUAUUUUAGCCAAAUGUGGGGACAGGGGUUACAGAAAGUUACCCAUAGUCGUUCCUAUGAUCGGUUACUUUAUCUCCAGGCUGUCUCUUGCUUUUGUAAUCAUGUUCAACUGGCCUGUUGAAGUUCUGUACGGGGGAGCGGUGGUCCAAGGUUUGUGUGGGGGGUUUGCCUCGUACUGGGCAGGUGUAAUGGCUCUUGUCUCUCUCAGCACGUCUGAGGAUGAGAGGUCUAUUAGCAUUAUGCGAAUGGAGUUGGUCUAUGGUUUAGCUGGACUGUUCGGGAGUCUGGCGUCAGGCCACCUUUUCCAACUGUACACAGUCGCGUUAAAAAGUGGCGUCAUUUUGGUUGGACUAAGCGUGCUGUUGUAUUUUCUUUGCUUUCUGUAUUCAACGUUCGUGCUUCAGAUUGCUCGGCCAACUGAAGCCAGGGAGCGUCGUGAAAGCAUACUGGAACACAGUUUUAGAAACACCACCAACAUAGCGCUCCUGUUUGCUGGGGGCAUCUUAUAUGACAUUGCAGUCGGGGGAGGCAUGGACAUCUUGGUGUCUUUUGUGAUAAAAGAGCCACUUAACUGGGACGCAAGGCAGAUUGGGUACGGCAACGCUGCAGGAUUCAUGAUCUUCAUCACGAGUUUUCUGGGAGUGAAAGUGUUGUCCAGAUACGUCAGCGACGCCUCCCUGAUUGUAAUCGGGAUGUUGUCGUUUUGUGCCGGGAUUUAUUUCAUGGCCUUCGUGACCUCAACGUACAUGUUUUAUCUCGCACGAACCCUCAUGUUGUUUGCACUCAUCCCCAUGCCAACGGUGCGCUCUCUGCUUUCGAAGCAGGUGGAGGGUUCAUCUUACGGUGUAAUUCUAAUUGCGCUUCAGCUGUCUUUUAAGAUGGCCAGUCUGGCUUACACCCCUAUCUACACCAAAGUAUAUCAGGCCACUCUCAGCGUCUUCCCCGGGUUUGUCUUCACACUGUCCAGCAUCAUCACAUUCCUGGCCAUGAUUCCGAUAUGCAUCGUUGGAUGCAGAACUUCCCAAGAGGGCUAUCAAAGGAUUCAAGGAAACUGAUGGCCUUGUUCUUCUCUUCUUCAAUAUGAAGUCAUUGUUAUUAGUAUUAUUAUUACUAUUAGUUGUAGUAAUAGUACUAGUAGUAUUAUGUGCCUGUCAGCAUUAAAGAACUGUUAACAUUCAUAAUGGUAACAGGUUGGAAACAUUAGACUAUUUCUGAGGCUGUAGUGGACCUAACACAUCUAAGCAUGUUCUAUAACACACACACACUCAUUAACACACACACACACUCAUUAAGACACACACACUCAUUAACACACACACACACUCAUUAAGACACACACACUCAUUAACACACACACACUCAGUGGACCUAACACAUCACUUCAAUAAAUAGAGUUAACAGUUGACUUGCAUGAUGAAACUGUUUUAUUUUGCUUUCAAAUGUGUGUACUGUAAAUAUCUUUGUAUGUUUUAUAUGGCUUUUUUAUUGUCAGGCACAUACAUGUGUCGCAUGUGUGAAUGACGCAAAUAUAAGUGCAAUAUGUAUGACAUUUUGUUGUUACAUUUCCAAAAUGGAAGCGACAAAGAUGCCAUCUGACAGAUUUCCGAUAGUCACGAUUGCCUUGAGAGUUGUAUAUAUAGUAAAAUAGGAUAAUACACCAGUAUUUAUUUUUGAGAGAAGCUACAAUGUAAAUAUGAAAUACAGUUUCUACUUGCUCUAUUUGGUGAAGAUAUUUGGCCCAUAUCUUAUAUAAUUUACCUUAGACACUUGGAUGUAAAUGCAAAACCACAACCUAUAGAGCUUUUCGGUACAGGAAACAUCAACACCAACAUCAACUGGUACAACAUCAACAAGCAGCAUUGAUUAAACAGGGCGACAGUGGUACAGGAGGUAAAUAAGUCGUUUAGUAAUCAGAAGGUUGCUAAUUGCUCCUGAUGUGCAGUGUGCCAUCAGUGUAAAUGUAAAAUGUGUAUACAUUGUAAGUCGCUUUGGAUAAAAGCGUCUGCUAAAUGACUAAAUGUAAAUGUAAAUGUAAACGUGCCAGCAAAAGCACCUGGAUUGUGAAUGCAUGGAGGUAGACUGAGGAGUCAUUGGUUAGAUUAGCUGUAGGAAGUAGAGGUGCUUAGCAUAAUGCAACAAUGGUAUGCUGAAUUGCCUUAUUUGAAAUAAGUGUUUUUGAAUAAAAUAUUUUGUUGAACCUCA
This is a messenger RNA of Clupea harengus (Atlantic herring), 2619 nucleotides long. It is a transcript of the gene slc46a2, whose product is annotated as solute carrier family 46 member 2. Lineage: Eukaryota; Metazoa; Chordata; Actinopteri; Clupeiformes; Clupeidae. The record is from RefSeq and is a predicted model, not a curated record. Gene Ontology annotation, molecular function: transmembrane transporter activity. Gene Ontology annotation, cellular component: membrane. Gene Ontology annotation, biological process: transmembrane transport.